AUGGCCUAUAAGCGUCCCAGAGCCGCAUUCGAAUCUGAUGGSCAACCUCAACAUGCGCCCUUCGCCAUUUACGGCACUCCAUUGCCGGCAUACGACCCGGAGGCGCGCGACGAUGGGAGCUACGUGCCGGUCUGGAAGCAAGAAGUGACAGAUGAACGAGGUCGCAAGCGUUUACAUGGUGCCUUCACCGGAGGGUUCAGCGCGGGCUAUUUCAAUACCGUAGGAAGCAAGGAGGGAUGGGCACCCAGUACGUUUGUCUCCUCGAGAACGAACCGUGCGAAGGAUGCCAAAGAUGGAAAGCAGCAGCGAGCGGAGGACUACAUGGACGACGAGGACUUGGCCGAGCAAGCCGAGACUCAGAAGCUGGAAACGCAGGGCGCCUUUGCCGGACUGGGAGAUGCUCAUGGAGGUGCUUCUGCGAAAGGGAUGUUUUCGGACAUGUUCAGGCCUACCGGUGAAACCAAAGGUGCGAAGCUACUGCAACGGAUGGGUUGGCGGCAAGGGCAGGGAAUAGGGCCAAAAGUUCGCCGACAGGCCAAGGGAGAUGCCAAAGGUGAGACGCAUCUCUUCGCACCAGAAAACUCCCGAAUGAUCAGCUUCGUGCGGAAAAACGAUCGCAAGGGUGUUGGUUUCGGCGGAGAAGCUAGACUGGAAAGCACCACAGGGGCCGUCGAGAACGAGGACGAUGAUAGUGGCGAAGAUGCGAGGAUCUUGCGCAUCAAUCGCUCCAAGCAUGUCAUCAAUGCGAAGACGACAAAGAAGAGUGGGUUCGGCACUGGUGUGUUGAAUGACGGCUCCGACGACGAAGACCCAUACACAGUUGGCCCAAGCAUCAGCUAUAAUCGUGUCAUUGGCGGCAAGAAAAAGAAAGCAGGCAUUUUCUCGAGCAAUGCUACGUCGUCCUCUGUUGUGAAGCCUAGCACCCUCGGCGCAAGGAAGACGGCUAAUUCACGAACCAUGACCCCUGGAAAUGGCACCAGGAAAUGUCACGACGGCCGUUUACCUAUCGAUGGUUUUGUUCUCGCAAUGUCUAGUCUUGACCUCGCAGAUGCCGGCAGCAAGUACCCACCCCCAACAGUACCCGCAGGUUGGGUAUCUUCCCGCACCAACACACAGGCAAAUACUGCCGAUUCACAACACGUGUCUACUGCAGACGCCGCGAAAGCCUCUGUUAUGGAUUCCAAAGCUCGCGCUACUUUGCUCGGGGAGGAAGCCCUCCCUGGGAAGUCUGUUUUCGACUAUCUCACGCCUGCUGCCCGAGAGCGCCUAGCUAACGCCAGCGGGAGAUCAAAUCUUCCCCCGGCCCUUGGGGAGAAAGCACCCGAGGGAUAUAAAACUAGCGAGAAUGACAAGCGUCGCACUUUGUGGGACUUUGUUCCCAAGCUGAGCAAAGAAACCGCCGCAAUGGCCCUGCAGCGAGGACGGACCGGAUGGAUGCCAUAUGCCGAGGAUGAGGACAAACGCGCAAGAUAUAAGUAUUUUCUGGAGCUCAGUAGCGGUUUGCAAAGUAAUUUGCCGGAGAGACCGAAGACUAUGGAAGCGGAAGCGUGGGCACAGGAGAUGAGGGAGUUUGUGGAGGCGGCGGAGAUAUUCAAGCCUGUGACUGGGAUGAUGGCCAGCAGGUUCACGUCGUCCACCAGCGCGCCGAAGCUGGCAUCAGAUGCGCCCGACUCAUCUGAACCUGCUGGUGGUGCAGGGAAGGAAGAGGACGCUGCUGAGAAGGCUGCAAGAAUGGGAAUGUAUGGGCCGUUGACUCGGAGUAAAGUGCCCUUCUUCCCCACCAGGCUGCUGUGCAAACGUUUCAAUGUCAGACCUCCAGCGACUGUUAGUGGAGAGAAUGAGUCCGAAGGAGGCAAAGGUGGAGGUGGAUUGGUGGAUGCAGGAAAACGAUUGGACAUUGUCAGUCAGGCCAGCUUGGAUCGCAUAAUGUUGGACGCAAACUACAAUGCAGUCCGACCACGUGCCCCAGCGCACGAUGGAGAACUAGCAGAGACCGAGGCUGCUCUGCAGCAGCCUGCGGCGGUCGAUGUUGAGAAGAAUGAAGCCUUGGAAGGUCAAAAAGCUGGCGAAGAUGUGUUCAAGGCAAUCUUUGGUAGCGACGACGAGGACGAUGGGUAG
Ramularia collo-cygni is the source of this 2118-nucleotide messenger RNA. RefSeq names its product related to growth regulation protein WHI2. Gene Ontology annotation, cellular component: nucleus. The record is from RefSeq and is a predicted model, not a curated record. Gene Ontology annotation, molecular function: RNA binding. Bases 1 to 2118 code for a protein of 705 amino acids. The transcript has a single exon. Gene Ontology annotation, biological process: mRNA processing. Lineage: Eukaryota; Fungi; Ascomycota; Dothideomycetes; Mycosphaerellales; Mycosphaerellaceae.